GCAUCAACGACGAUAAUAUCAAGAUCCUGGUGUCAUUUUAUCCUUUGUGCAAUUCAUCCUUUUCAAUUGUUCUGUGACAACUUCAAGGACAUAAUCAAUUUAAUCAAAAUGUUUUCACAGAGAGCAACUCAACAAUCGCUGCGCCGGCUCGCUGCUGGCCAGCCAUCACUUAUCUCACAAUUGGCAAUGAGGAAACUCGCGGCACCUGCAGCUAUUGGCGCAUCAAUGCAAACUAGACCAGUAGCCACCCAAAAGUUAACCCCAAAAGAUAGCUACAACAUCCUCGUCGAGCAACGCAAACUCCGACCUGUCGCACCUCAUCUCACAAUCUACCAACCUCAAAUCCCUUGGAUUAUGUCUGGUCUCAACCGUAUUACUGGCUGUAUUCUUUCGGGAGGUUUCUACGUUUUCGGUGCUGCAUAUCUUGCUUCGCCUUUAUUUGGAUGGCACUUGGAUACUGCCAGUAUGGUGGCUGCGUUUGGAGCUUGGCCCCUGGCGGCAAAGUUUCUGGCCAAGUUCACAUUGGCCAUGCCAUUCACAUAUCAUUCUUUCAACGGAUUAAGACAUUUGGCUUGGGAUAUGGGAAAGACUUUCAAGAACGCUACAGUUGUUAAGACAGGAUGGACAGUUGUUGGUUUGAGCGUUGGUAGUGCUUUGGCGUUGGUUGCUUUCUUGUAGGUUAAGGUUGGGAGGGGCAAUUUGGAGGGCUUGUAAGAAGAACAAAUGAAGCAUGGGCAACAAACAUUGGUCUUUAUGAGGCACUUGCAGACAUAUGUUGAACAUUAAUCGUGUUACAUAUACGUUAAUGUCCUACUGGCCUGGGUUGCAUCAGUCACCAAGCUAACUUACGCGUUUGAAAUAAUAAAAGACAUAACCCCAAGAUCCCACCUUCAUCAGCAGUCAUUCUUUUUAGAGCCAUCCGUUCAGUAAGAUAAGAAUAGGGUACUAUCACAUUCAGAGUCCAGCGACCUAUACCAGGCAAUGAUAGCAUUGUCAAGUAGCAAUUGGGUUGUGAAAUUUGCCUCCCUCUCAAUAUUUCUGGAGACCAAUGGAGGCCCAUUCAACGUCAGAAGGCACAAUCCUGAGACCCAGACGUUUUGCAUCGUUCAAUAUAAUCUCGGGCGAGAACA
This is a messenger RNA of Botrytis cinerea B05.10, 1130 nucleotides long. RefSeq lists its product as hypothetical. The coding region runs from base 109 to 678 and encodes 189 amino acids. Gene Ontology annotation, biological process: tricarboxylic acid cycle; mitochondrial electron transport, succinate to ubiquinone. Lineage: Eukaryota; Fungi; Ascomycota; Leotiomycetes; Helotiales; Sclerotiniaceae. Gene Ontology annotation, cellular component: membrane. The transcript has 3 exons. Gene Ontology annotation, molecular function: succinate dehydrogenase activity; electron transfer activity. The record is from RefSeq and is a predicted model, not a curated record.